AUGUCGAGUUCAUCAAGUUCAAUCCAAGGCAAAGAUAAUACAAUCACGAAUGUGUCUGCGGUACCAGAGACGCAUGAUGGCAGCGAGCCUGUGCGUGAUAUCUCGGGUGAUGUUAUCGAGGAUGGUCUUCGGAGAGGUCUGAAGGGUCGCCAAUUUGUGAUCAUCGCCCUGGGCAGUAUUAUUGGACCUGGAUGUUUCUAUGGCCUGGGUUAUGGAAUCUAUGAAGCUGGUCCGUUGGGUUUACUUAUUGGAUUCUCUGUCGUUGGAGCCUCCAUGUGGAUAUUGAUGCAGAGUGUUGGUGAAGUUGCUACAUUAUUUCCAGUUCAUGGCGGUUUUGUUGAGCACUGUGACCGAUUCGUGGAUCCAGCACUCAGUUUUGCUGUAUCAUGGCUGUACUACUUCAUGUGGAGCGUUUUUCUAGCCUCGGACUGGAACAAUGCAACCGUCUUCCUCCAAUUCUGGAUUCCCGAGACAGCCGUACCUGUCUGGGCUUGGUAUAUCCUCAUCUUCGUCUUCUUCUCCAUACUCACAACUAUGGGAGUCAAUUUCUACGGAGAGAUAGAGUACUAUUUUGGCAUGUUCAAGUUUCUCUCGCUGAUUGUGCUUUUCUUCAUCUCCAUCCUUGCCAAUGUUGGUGCAUUUGGUAAUGGAUAUGUCGGAUUUCGAUACUGGAAAGAACCUUACGGCCCUAUUCAGAAUGGAGUCAAUGGCUUUGGCCAGGUCUUCGUCAUGGCAGCUGCCUACUAUGUUGGAACCGAAAUCGUGUCUGUGGCAGCAGGCGAGUCUAAAAACCCUCAGCGCGACGUCCCUAGAGCUACGAAUUCCAUCCUCUAUCGCAUCCUUGUCGUGUUUAUUGGCAUGUCCUUCUUCCAAGGCCUGAUCUGCCCAUCUACAUCAGACGACCUAGUCCACCCAGGAUCCAAAACGGCCUCUUCUCCAUUUACUAUCGGCUUCACUCUUGCUGGAUGGAAAUCAUCCGCCCAUUUUGUCAACGCUAUAAUCCUCAUUGCAUUUGUGUCGGCCGCUAACGGAGUCGUUUACAUCCAAUCUCGAACCUUAUACUCGCUAGCCUUGAAACGCAAAGCUCCCUCGUUCUUCGCAAUUACAACCGCCAGAGGAGUCCCAUACGUGGCUAUUCUUUUCUCAAAUAUGUGGGGCUUCCUCGGUCUAAUGUCCCUCCAAACAACCGCGGGCAGCCUCUUCUCCUACUUCACCUCCUUCGGGGGUACAGCGGCCUACAUUGCCUGGGCCGUGAUAACAUUCGUACAGCUCCGAGUGCGCGCAGCCGCGAAAAGGAAAGACAUUGAUGUCAAAACCUUUCCCUUUACAGCACCGGGUCACAUCUCGAUCUACUGGGGCAAUUUCCUUUUCAAUAUUUUCCUGUUAUUGAUUCAGGGUUUUACGGUCUUUGAGACUCCGUUCAACUAUCAGUCGUUUAUUGCGUCUUAUAUUAGCAUUCCGGUGUUCUUUGCGAUGUUUGGUGGGUAUAAGUGGUGGUUUAAGACUAAGUGGGUGCCCCUUGAUAGCAUUGACUUUUCAGGAAGACUUCGGCGGUCCCUUGAAGAGGAGGAUACUUUACAAAAGAGAUCGUGGGGUCGUAACGUUUUGGACGUGUUGAAGGAUUAG
Molecule: messenger RNA, 1626 nt
Organism: Penicillium subrubescens
Lineage: Eukaryota; Fungi; Ascomycota; Eurotiomycetes; Eurotiales; Aspergillaceae
Exons: 8
Coding region: 1-1626 (541 amino acids)
Biological process (GO): amino acid transmembrane transport
Cellular component (GO): membrane
Molecular function (GO): amino acid transmembrane transporter activity
Source: RefSeq, a predicted model, not a curated record